Messenger RNA from Cladophialophora bantiana CBS 173.52, 3522 nucleotides. RefSeq lists its product as uncharacterized. The transcript has 2 exons. Gene Ontology annotation, molecular function: inositol hexakisphosphate kinase activity. Gene Ontology annotation, cellular component: cytoplasm; nucleus. The coding region runs from base 1 to 3522 and encodes 1173 amino acids. The record is from RefSeq and is a predicted model, not a curated record. Gene Ontology annotation, biological process: phosphatidylinositol phosphate biosynthetic process; inositol phosphate biosynthetic process. Lineage: Eukaryota; Fungi; Ascomycota; Eurotiomycetes; Chaetothyriales; Herpotrichiellaceae.
AUGUCGACCAUGGUCACUCAUCCAGUCUCCCCUCCCGAGACGAGCAAAACUCCGCGUACCCAUUCCCCACGAAAGUUGGAUUGGCUUGGAAGGUCCGACUCUUUUACAGAUUUAGAUACUCCUCCCUCGCCGUCUCAUCCUUCGACCGGCACAAUACACGGCAUCAGACGGAUAGCGUCCGAUUCAAACUCAUGGACUAAGAAGUUCCAUGUUACCCUGGGGAAGAUGGAGAGCCAGGAGGGCAGAGAUCAAGAGGUGGGAAGUGUACGACAGAACCAACAUGGUGGAGCGGCAACAGAGAGAGACACUCCUGCGGAACACGAAACCGGGCAACAUACAUCAGUUGAGAGAGGCGAUGCCAUGCGUGCAGUCAUGAAGGGCCCUCGCACAGAACGGAGCGUCAGCCGUGGCCGGGCACACGUGGACAAGAGUAUAGAAGCUACAGUCAAGAACCCCGAAGUUGGAGGCACAGCACGUAGCAGGAAGGCUAGCCAUAUGAUGGGUAUUUUCGAUCCACGAACUGGCUCGGAAUCUCCAGGGUUGACCAUCCGUGACCAACUGGGUCACGUUAGCAGCGCCAGGGAACCCUCGAAGUCGUCUUCACGACCUACAAGCCCGGCUACUCAAGACACCAAGUUCACAUGGAGCGCACGCCGACCUUCGAGGGAAUUCAUGGACGCUACCGUCGCCGCCUCUCAAGAUGCCACCCGUCCAGGAAGUCUACGCGGUUCCAAGGCCACCUCUCCGCUUAGACCGGACCUCGAUCCUUAUUUCCGACAGCAGGACCUUGCGCAGAAGCCCGAUGUGAAUGGGAGAUUCCUGGACGAUGGCAAAGAAGCCUACGAGACGACGGCUCACGAUGCCACUCCUCCGGAGAAGUUUCCUGGAGGAGACAGAGAAGAGGAUCACCAUCCAUCUGAAGAGGAACAUAUAUCGGCUGCCGUCUACUACCCUCAUCCGGGUCCCUCUCCUGAAGAAAUUGAGCGCUUCAUCUCCCCCGGAGAGGUCGCUUCGCCUAACCUGAACAACAAUCGACAACUUCCGAGACCGGCAGACGAGAUCGUUCUGUCCACCGACACCAAAACGAACGAAGCACUCGGAGGUACAGAACACAUCGAUAUCUCGGUCGUAUCUCAAAAUGAGAAAAGAAUGUUUCAUGGGAAUUAUCGCCCUUUGGAUGAAGUGGCAGGGGAAUGCCAGGUCCCAGCUCUGUCACCCCUCGAAGAAUCUCCCACAACUGCAAUCGUCAGUACUUCAGAGUCAGAAAUUGAAUCGGGUGACGAUAUAAGUCGCCAAAGUCAAACAGAUGACAUGUCAACAACGCCGACGCAACGAAGCACGCUUUCCAGGAGGCCGACCGAGGUCCAAGGACCGCCGAGGACCAAGGGCAAGGUCGUUCUCGAACCUUACAAACAUCAAGUAGGAGGACAUUCGACGAUAUUUCGCUUUUCUCGUCGAGCCGUCUGCAAACAGCUGAAUAAUCGCGAGAAUGAGUUUUAUGAACGGAUUGAGCAACGGCAUCCAGACAUGCUCAAAUUCCUUCCCAGAUACAUUGGCGUACUGAAUGUGACAUUCUCAAAAAUUCCGAAGCCGGUGCAGAACUCUGACGCUAAACCCGACGAGGAUACGAGGUCUGGAAACCCUAGUCAAGACGAAGACCGCCCUAGGGAAAUAGAGAACACAUCCGACGUCGGCUCGAGGCCAAUGAUUUCAUCUGGAGACCAACCACGGAUCGUCAGCCACUCGAUGCAGCAAAUCGGUAGCAUCCCGGAGGUCAUUCUAGAACAGAACAAACACAUCAUCCCCUCUAACUACUUUGCUUUGCCGGAGCGGCCUAAAAGUGCCGACCCCAAUCACGGGCGGCGACAAAGCAAGGAUUUCGAUCUUCCCGGUACUCUGGCGCAGGACCUCCCAGACGAGAAGUCUCCGAACAGACCAUCAUUGCCCGAACAUUCCAACAGUUGGGGGCAUACCACUGUGAACGAAGGCUUGAAGGACAAAAUCCUACGUGAAGUAUUUGGCCCUCCUCCCGUCCAAUAUUUCCGUCGUCAUAUACCCUCGCACAGUACUAUUCCGCGACUCAGGGCCCGUCACCCUCCACGCCGGAGGAGCAACCUCUCUACAAAUUCGUUCCCCCACGCGGAUGCUAAGGAUUUGGCCCGGUCGAAAGACUACCUCGAGGCACCCACAAUGCACAAGGAGACUUCUUAUAUGUCUCCAUCCAAUGAAGUGGCAUCGCAGAAUGGCGACAGUGCCGGUAUGUAUUCUUCAUCGGCCUCGGCUUUUGAUGACCUAAAGUACAAUCUCGAACAUGUCAAGACAGCCGGAAGUGAGGUGUCCACCUCCUCCGGUGCAGACAACAGACAGCAUGUGAAAAGGCGUCAUUCUGGGAUGGGCCUACGGCGUCGGCGCCAAUCAGUGAAUGAGAAACAGACUCCUGGGUUGGAGUAUUUUGAAGACGAAGCCUACACAACGGAUUUUGGACCUGACACCGGGGGCGAUGUCUUUUCCAUGGACCAUGAGAAGAAACGAGAUGUUGCCAAGCCCCGCCUCAGUAAUUUAACAACCAACGGCUCUAUCAAGUCUCGGGCAGAGGAGGCCAAAAUUUCUAAUACUCACCCGAACAAUGCAGGCAGAUCCAGAGAGACAGCUUCGACAAGCUUGAUACCCUCCAACCCAAAAGAGGCUCAAAAGACUUACAAUGCCUCCGGUGACCGAGUAGUAUACUUCAUCUUGUUGGAGGAUCUCACCAGUGGCAUGGGACGACCGUGUGUACUUGAUCUCAAAAUGGGAACGAGGCAGUUUGGCGUCGAAGCCACUAAAAAGAAAAUGGAAUCUCAGCGCCGCAAAUGCAAAUCGACAACCUCACAACAACUAGGUGUCAGGAUAUGUGGCAUGCAGACUUUCAAUGCAAAAACCCAAAAGGUAUCAUACGAAGAUAAAUAUUAUGGUCGUGACCUCAAAGCUGGGCGAGAGUUUAGGGACGCGCUCACUAGGUUCCUCUACGACGGUGUCAGCUAUCACAGUGUUGCACGGCACAUCCCCACCAUCUUGCACAAACUCUCCAAGCUUGAGAGCAUGGUGCGAAGAUUGCCUGGUUAUCGAUUCUACGCGAGCUCCCUUCUCAUGCUAUACGAUGCCGAGCCUUACAAGUCUCGGGAAGCUGAAGAGGCAGCAAGGAAUGGCAUAGACAUCGCCGAACAAAGGAAAAAGGAGGGCAAAAAGUGGCCACCACCUAUUGAUAUCAAGAUUGUGGAUUUUGCCAACUGCAUCACGGGCGAGGACGAACUCCCUGCCAACGCUCAAGCGCCGCCUGCCCAUCCAAAAGAUAUUGAUCGAGGUUAUUUGCGCGGGUUAAGAACUUUGAAAGCCUACUUCGAACGCAUCCUAGCCGACAUCAAAAACAACGAAAAGAGGGAGAUAAGCGGUAGGGAGGAAUUAACCACUGAUGACGAGGGUGCCAACCAUGUUUCCAACGGCGGAAACGAUACUCCUGAGGAUGAAAGUGAAGUCAGCAUAUAA